Conger conger (European conger) is the source of this 5866-nucleotide messenger RNA. It is a transcript of the gene rock1, whose product is annotated as Rho-associated, coiled-coil containing protein kinase 1. The transcript has 33 exons. Gene Ontology annotation, molecular function: small GTPase binding; Rho-dependent protein serine/threonine kinase activity; ATP binding. NCBI's taxonomy places the organism in Eukaryota, Metazoa, Chordata, Actinopteri, Anguilliformes, Congridae. Gene Ontology annotation, cellular component: cytoskeleton; cytoplasm. The coding region runs from base 757 to 4884 and encodes 1375 amino acids. Gene Ontology annotation, biological process: peptidyl-threonine phosphorylation; embryonic morphogenesis; regulation of cell junction assembly. The record is from RefSeq and is a predicted model, not a curated record.
ACAGGAAGGCGGACAUGUUUGUCGUGCAGGGAGAAGAACUCGGGCACCUUGUGCUUUUCAAAGAAGAUCGAGUUAAUGCUGAAUUAUCCUAAUAGAAUCUACAGGAUUCAACGCGUGUGCAGAGGCCACAGCCUUCGCUCUUUGAAAAUGAGAGGUGUAGAGGAGAAGGACUACGAAGAAACGCUUUAUUAAGACUGCAUUUCAAACUGAUCGAAUUUUGGAGCUGAAGUUUUUUCGCUACUUUUACCUUGCAGCUGUCAGACCCGUUUGGCUUUUUUCCCCCCAUAAGGCCCCUUCAUAUGGAUACAGGCCUGGAGUAGACUAGUUGUCGGUAGUUACUUUUAUGAGUUAUGUAAAACGGACCUUUUAUCUUUUAAAAUACUGAGCACAGUUGAUCCUGGCUAUGGCUCCGGCUGUACAGGGAAGCUGAUCUUGCUGGCUAUCUGUUGCUCUUUUUCUUUUGUGUGUAUGUGGCUGAAGUUGUCAAUCAAACUUCGCUAGCUAGCUAGCAAUCUUGGGGAAACGAGAAGAAAAAGUGAACUGUAUUUUCUUAAAAUGUUACUUUCGGUCAUCCUAGAUCUCGUUAAAUGUCUUGAGUGUGAAAAACGCAUAAGACACAAUGUUUUUUUGAUUAGUUCGAUAUAACUAACUUAGAAGACGACUGUUUACUGAAAAGCAAACGAGAGGGAAGUUGCUGGCUAGCUAGCAAGAUUUUUUUAGUAUUACAACGGCGUGGAACUCGACUUGACAGCAAAAAUGUCUGCUGGCGAAAGUUUGGAGGCUCGGUUUGAAAAAAUCGAUGCCAUGCUGAAGGACCCGCAAUCAGAAAUUAAUACUGAUUGUUUACUGGACGGUUUGGACGCUCUGGUCUACGACCUGGACUUCCCAGCCUUGAGGAAAAACAAGAGCAUUGACAACUUUUUGAAUAGAUACAAGGACACCAUCAGCAAGAUCCGGGACCUGCGCAUGAAAGCCGAGGACUACGAGGUGGUGAAGGUCAUCGGCAGGGGAGCGUUCGGCGAGGUGCAGCUGGUGAGGCACAAGGCCACGAGGAAGGUGUACGCCAUGAAACUGCUCAGCAAGUUUGAGAUGAUCAAACGGUCAGAUUCAGCUUUCUUCUGGGAAGAGAGGGACAUCAUGGCUUUCGCCAACAGUGCCUGGGUGGUGCAGCUGUUCUACGCCUUCCAGGAUGACCGCUACCUCUACAUGGUCAUGGAGUACAUGCCCGGGGGUGACCUGGUCAACCUGAUGAGCAACUACGAUGUUCCGGAGAAGUGGGCCCGGUUCUACACCGCUGAGGUGGUGCAGGCUCUGGACGGGAUUCAUUCCAUGGGCUUCAUUCACAGAGAUGUGAAGCCAGAUAACAUGUUGCUAGACAAAGCAGGUCACUUGAAGCUGGCGGACUUCGGGACCUGUAUGAAGAUGAACAAGGACGGUAUGGUACGAUGCGACACGGCAGUGGGCACCCCUGACUACAUUUCGCCUGAGGUACUAAAGUCACAAGGGGGCGACGGCUACUAUGGCAGGGAGUGCGAUUGGUGGUCUGUCGGAGUCUUCCUCUACGAAAUGCUCGUUGGAGACACGCCCUUCUACGCCGACUCACUGGUGGGCACCUACAGCAAGAUCAUGAACCAUAAGAACGCGCUGACGUUCCCAGACGACAGCAACAUCUCGAAAGAUGCGAAAAGCCUCAUCUGCGCCUUCCUGACAGACAGGGAAGUGCGGCUGGGCCGAAACGGAGUGGACGAGAUCAAGCGCCACCCUUUCUUCAAGAACGACCAGUGGACCUGGGAGAACAUAAGGGACACUGCCGCCCCCGUGGUGCCGGAGCUCAGCAGCGACAUCGACACCAGCAACUUCGACGACAUCGACGAGGACCCGGGCGAUGAGGAGACCUUCCCCAUGCCAAAGGCCUUUGUGGGCAACCAGCUGCCCUUUGUGGGAUUCACCUACUACAGCAGUCACCAGUUUUCACGCGUCUCUAGCACCAAAACGAGCGACAAGCGUAGCAGCUGCACCAAGGAGGACAAGAGCCAGCUGGAGAACCUGCAGAAGAGGGUCUACCAGCUGGAGGAGCAGCUCCACUGCGAAAUGCAGCUGAAGGACGAGAUGGAGCAGAAGUGCAGGACCUCCAACACCAAGCUGGACAAGAUCAUGAAAGAGCUGGACGAGGAGACUAACCUGAGGAAGAGUGCGGAGUCCACAGUGUCUCUGCUGGAGAAGGAUAAGAUGAUGACCCAGCACCGGGCCACGGAGUACCAAAGAAAGGCCGACCAGGAGGCCGAGAAACGCCGCAACGUGGAGAACGAGGUGUCAACUUUAAAGGAACAGCUGGAGGACAUGAAGAAGGUCAGCCAGAACUCCCAGGCCUCCAACGAGAAGAUCGCACAGCUGCAGAAGCAACUGGAGGAGGCGAACGACCUGCUGCGGGCGGAGUCGGACACGGCAGCGCGGCUGAGGAAGAGCCACACGGAGGUGGCCAAGACACUGAGCCAGCUGGAGGGCAACAACCGCGAGCUACAGGAGAAGUGGCGCGCCGCCGACAACGCCAAGCUGCAGCUGGAGAAGGAGGUGUUCCAGCUCCAGGCCUCCCUGGACUCGGAGCGGAGGAACUACAGCCAGGGCUCCGAGGAGAUCCGCGAGCUGCAGGCUCGGAUAACAAGUCUUCAAGAGGACGUUAAGAAUCUGAAGAUGAGUCUGUCCAAAGUAGAGGGGGAAAGGAAACAGGCCCAGGAACGGAGCAACAACCUGGAGAAGGAGAAGAACAACAUGGAGAUCGAGCUGAACUACCAGCUGAAGACUCUGCAGCAGCGUCUGGAACAGGAGCAGACGGAGCACACAGUCACCCGCACACAGCUCACCGACAAAUACGAUAUCGAGGAGGCCAAGUCAGCCGCCAUGCACGUGGUGGAGCUGAAGGUGUCGGAGGAGAGCGGGGGUCGCAUGCGGGCCGAGAGCCGGGUGGUGGAGGUGGAGAAGCAGUGCUCCAUGCUGGAGUUCGACCUCAAGCAGUCCGUGCAGAAGAUCGAGCAGCUGAUGAAGCAGAAGGAGAGGCUGGAGGAUGAGGUGAAGGCGUUGCGGGUGCAGCUGGAGCAGGAGUCGAGCAAGCGGCUGCAGGCCCAGAACGAGCUGAAGACGUGGGCCGUGGAGGCGGACCGCCUCAAGGGCUCCGAGAAGCAGCUGAAGCAGGAGAUCAACGGCACCUUGGAGGGCAAGCGCUCCCUGGAGUUCCAGCUGGCCCAGCUCACCAAGCAGUACAGGGGCAACGAGGGGCAGAUGAGGGAGCUGCAGGACCAGCUGGAGGCAGAGCAGUACUUCUCUACGCUGUACAAGACUCAGGUGAAGGAGCUGAAGGAGGAGAUCGAGGAGAGGAACCGGCUGGUCCAGGAAACGCAGAAGAAGAUGCAGGAUCUCCACAGCGAGAGGGAGUCGCUGUCGGCUCAGUUGGACCUGACGGUGACGAAGGCGGAGUCUGAGCAGUUGGCCCGGGCCCUGCAGGAGGAGCAGUACUACGAGCUCAGCCAGGAGAACAAGAAGGUCACCGCUCGCUACAAGCAGGAGAUCGGCGAGAAAGACGCCACCAUCACCCGGCUGGAGGAAUCCAAUAAAACUCUGACCAAAGAUGUGGAAAACCUCAGCAAGGAGAAGGCAGAGCUGGACGAGAAGAUACGUGUGCAGGGAGAAGAGUAUGCCACCCAAAAAGAGGAGACCACGAAUGCCGUCAAAGCCCACUACGAGAAAGUGCUGAACACGGAGCGCACACUCAAGACUCAGGCGGUGAACAAGCUGGCGGAGAUCAUGAACCGAAAGGACAUGAAGCUGGACCAGAAGAAGAGGGGGAGCACGGCCGACCUCCGCAAGAAGGAGAAGGAGAACCGCAAGCUGCAGGCUGAGCUCAACCAGGAGAAGGAGAAGUUCAACCACAUGGCCGUCAAGUACCAGAAGGAGCUGAGCGAACUGCAGGCGCAACUGGCCGAGGAGACCCGGGAAAUGACCAUGCAGCUGGACAGCAAGGAGAGCGACAUCGAGCAGCUGCAGGAGAAACUCAACGACCUGCAGCUGCGCGUGGAGAACUCUAGCGUCACCAGCCUGCAGCCCGACGAGACGGACGGCAACAUCGCAGAAUCGAGGCUUGAAGGAUGGCUAUCGAUACCCAAUCGUACUAACAUAAAACGUUACGGCUGGAAGAAGCAGUAUGUGGUGGUCAGCAGCAAGAAGAUUCUCUUCUAUAACGACGAGCUGGAGAAGGAGCAGUCCAACCCCUGCAUGGUACUCGACAUCGACAAACUGUUCCACGUGCGUCCGGUCACGCAGGGCGACGUGUACCGAGCAGAGACCGAUGAGAUUCCCCGGAUAUUCCAGAUCCUUUACGCCAACGAAGGCGAGUGCAGGAAAGAGUCGGAUAUGGAGACCGUCUCCCAGGGCGACAAGACCAACUGCCUGCCCCACAAGGGUCACGAGUUCAUCCCCACCCUCUACCACUUCCCCUCCAACUGCGAGGCCUGCGCCAAGCCCCUGUGGCACGUCUUCAAGCCCCCGCCCGCCCUGGAGUGCCGCCGCUGCCACGUCAAGUGCCACAAGGACCACCUGGACAAGAAGGAGGACGUCAUCGCCCCCUGCAAAGUGAACUAUGACGUGACCUCAGCGCGGGACAUGCUGCUCCUGGCCCUGUCCCAGGACGAGCAGAAGAAGUGGAUCGGCCACCUGGGCAAGAAGAUCCCCAAAACCCCGCCCUCCACCUUCACCCGCGCCUCGCCCCGCUCAAUGUCCACGCGCUCCGGCCCCAACCAGUCCUUCCGCAAGAACCCCAAAAACAUCGCCGGCAAGCCCAGCAGAGCGCUGUCAGCCUUCCGGGCAGCAGAACCCACGUCCAGCACGUGCUGACAGCACCACCACCUCCGGCCCUAAAUAACCGAAGAAGUGUUACUCCUAGCCGCCUGAUAUCUUACUCCUGUUCUCUUUCCCAGUUCGUUUAACCAGGGUGUGCUGUACGCCGUCUUGCGCUAUUUCUCCUCCGAUACCUGCAACUUACAGGGACUGAUUGAAAAAUAAUAAGAGUUUUGUCUGGACUAACCCGCACUAGAACCAUCUGUUCUAGGUGUCAGUCUUUCAUAAAAACAUCCCUAACAUGGCAGAACGCAGACAGGGCAAAAAAAAACAUUUCUCAUUGGGCCGUGGCCUUCUUUUGGGGUUUUCAAAUCUGCGAGUCACCCACUCCAGCUGUGCUCCAGGUGUAGUUUUUGUGGUCACGCUGUUUAUUUUCUCAGGGUUACUGUAAGGAAGAAGGCCUAAAUUGUGGAAUGCUCAUCGGUCAACUUUGUGUGCAGUUAUUCCAUAAAUUCUGUGGCCCUGGAAGGUCACCUUAUUUUGCACAUGUAUUGACAUGUAUUACUGCAAGCAGUAGAAUUGUAUGGCUACUGCAAGCAGUAGAAUUGUUAUAUUAACAUGUUGGACAGUGUUUAAGCUCCCUUAAAGCAGUAAUAAUGUGUGUAGACUGAAUGAAAGGUACGUCGUACAUCGUAUUUUAAGAAAAUAUGUGAAAUGGCUCCAAGGGUGUUGGUAGUUGGACCUACGUCUGUGUAAGUAAUUAGGUACAUUCCGACAAGAGGCACUGCACCCAAGGGUCAGUGUGCUUGUAGCCUACUUUGUACUUGCCAAUGUAACCUGAACGGCUAUUGUAAAUAUCCGGCAGGAAUGUGUCGGAUGUAAACUGUUUGAGUCUCACUGGUGGUGGGGGGGGGUGUUGCUUCAUCAUUAUAGUGGAAUUCAGUUUUAUGUAUGCAUUUAUGCUGUUUUUGUUUUAAGGAACAGUACAGAACUUCUUCAAGUUUCAUUAAUACUCAAUUAAAACACAAUUAAACUUCUC